AUGACAGCACCUCCAGACCCGUCCUGCGACUGUUUCGCCGCGACCAUGAGAGUUGUGAGCCAGUCUCAACCACCCUAUCUCCUAUCGUCCCCAUCAACGCAAACAGGGGCAGAGAACAACAUGUCUCUGAGUGACAGCCUCACCAUUGGCCGCAACUUGGUGCAGCACUGGGAGCACCUCAACGGCUGUGCCAACUCGGAUGCUCACUUGGUCCCGGUGGUUUUCAGCCUGGUGGCUGAUGCCACUGGUCGCGUUCUGAAGCUCUACGAGACGGCGGUAGAGGAACUGCUGGGGACGGCUCGACCUCCAGCACCGCAGGCGUCGAGGCUUGGAUCCCUUCCCGUGCCUAGAGUGAGGUCGGUGGAGAACAUGGGCUCUCUAAAGCCCAACGUUGCCCCGGCCUUCACAUGCGAGCUGGAGAUUGACGACGAGGAAGAGGUUGCUAUCGUAUACCAGGAAGCCCUACGUUACUCAGUCAUCCGCUUAGGUGCCGUCUUACAGGACAUCGAAGAGGAGACCCGACUGCUUGACCAGCAUGCCUUACCCGAGUUUGAGUCACCGCUGCAAGGCCGUGGGAUGAAGGAGCUUAUUUCCAGGUUGUUCUGCUUGCUGGGCAAAACCCACGGCAUCGGCACGUCCUCGAGCUGGUAG
This is a messenger RNA of Anthostomella pinea, 651 nucleotides long. The record is from the annotation of a GenBank genome assembly. NCBI's taxonomy places the organism in Eukaryota, Fungi, Ascomycota, Sordariomycetes, Xylariales, Xylariaceae.